GUACCUUCCCUGUACUCACCUUGAAGCAUUAUUUCCAUCCCUCACCAUUUAAUCCUAUCGCCUUCGUGUCACAAUGAGUUAUAUGAGAAGUCAGCUAUUGGCGUACCUAUUUUCUAUGAACGAUAUCUGCGGUAUAGUACCAGUCAUGGUCAACACGUAUUCAUUGGAUCAAGGCGUCAUGAUGCCUUUGCUGGACAAUGUCUUCAAUGUCAAGACUGAUGUUUAUUCAGAGGCUAUGAUGCUACGAAAGUCUUCAAACGGUCAACCUCAAUACUUCAAAUUGUUCUACACGCACCCUCAUCCAGACGUUCCUUGCAAUACCACUAUUUACAACAUUUGGAGUGCAGAUUUUUGCGGAGAACUUUUAGUGUUCUUAUUGGAUAAGACACAUUCUGCCUUUGUGGACAUCGACAAGCUUGGCGAUGUAGACCACGACAUCGGCAGCAUUGUCGCCGAUUUUCUUCAAAAUGAAGUACCGGAAUGCUUUUAUGAGCAAACAGUCUCCCCAGCUGAAGGAGCGGCACAUAUGACUCAAGUCUUUUCUACUAGGAACAUAUCUGCCUUUUUAUUCUCUGGUACUCCUACACCUUCCAUCGUUCCUGUUUCUGCUCACCAUUACAACAUUGACAAUGGUGCAACUUACCCCCUCACUCAGCACUAUUUCAUCGGUCGACAGGUUAACUCGGCACAUAUCAUCGUACACAACGGGCUCAAGUUUGUUAGAUAUCGCAUCUUUUAUACACUCUACAACGAAUCCACUGCUUCUAACGAGACCGUUCGUCGACAAGUAGGACAGAAUUUCUACGGUGACAUCCUCGUCUUUCGCUGUGCGUAUCUUUCCGAUACGCUCAAAGGAGUAAAUGGCUUAGAGCAUCGCACUGUUGUGAAAGCUGUGAAACGGUUCCUUCUGGCUUUGGAGAAGUCUGCGAUGACUGAUUAGACUCAUCGAAUUCGCUUCAAUCCACUUUUGCACUGUAUAUUUAUGACCGAUUUAUUUAUGUGAGACCCGUUAGACAUUCUGUGACAUUUCGUCUGCGGUCUUUUCCAACACACAAGUCAUAAUAAUUCCCAGUUUCGUAUGAUGGCCGUAAAUGCUUCUGGGUAUUGUUGAAGAGCUACGUUCUUGUGUUUUGUCCAUGACAUGUCAGGUUACUUUCAAAUCAUCGUUGAAAUCCCACUCCCAUUGUAUUGCGCAAUAAAUAGCUAUUGGCACU
Molecule: messenger RNA, 1214 nt
Organism: Somion occarium
Lineage: Eukaryota; Fungi; Basidiomycota; Agaricomycetes; Polyporales; Cerrenaceae
Source: the annotation of a GenBank genome assembly